AGAAUUAAAAUAUAUGAACAUGGUUUUAAAUGAAAACUUAAGAUUUUAUCCACCGGUUCAUCAAUUACCACAAAGAGAAAAUACAGAGAUUAUAAAAUUUCGAAAUCAUACAUUUGUGCCAAAAACACCCAUAUCAAUAAAUGUUUAUGGAAUUCAUCAUUCAGCAAAAUAUUGGAAGAAUCCUGAAGAGUUUAUUCCUGAAAGAUUUGAGAAUGAACAUGAUGAAAAACGCGAUUUAUAUACUUGGUUAUCUUUUGGUGGUGGUUCUAGAACAUGUUUAGGUAAUAAUUUUUCACUUAUUGAACAAAGAGUGAUGUUGUGUACUUUAUUGAGAAAAUAUGAGGUGUCUUUACCAGAUGAUAGUAUUCAUAAAGAUCAACUACAUUUUAAUAAAUUUAAUG
Messenger RNA from Funneliformis geosporum, 401 nucleotides. Lineage: Eukaryota; Fungi; Glomeromycota; Glomeromycetes; Glomerales; Glomeraceae. The record is from the annotation of a GenBank genome assembly.